Kluyveromyces lactis is the source of this 801-nucleotide messenger RNA. RefSeq names its product amphiphysin-like protein RVS161 (gene RVS161). The coding region runs from base 1 to 801 and encodes 266 amino acids. The record is from RefSeq and is a predicted model, not a curated record. The transcript has a single exon. Gene Ontology annotation, cellular component: mating projection tip; medial cortex; actin cortical patch. Gene Ontology annotation, molecular function: protein binding; lipid binding. Gene Ontology annotation, biological process: actin cortical patch localization; actin filament organization; plasma membrane tubulation. NCBI's taxonomy places the organism in Eukaryota, Fungi, Ascomycota, Saccharomycetes, Saccharomycetales, Saccharomycetaceae.
AUGUCCUGGGAAGGGUUUAAAAAAGCUAUCAACCGUGCUGGUAACAGCGUGCUCAUCAAAAAUGUUGACAAGACUCAUGAUAAAGAUUAUGGAAUGGAAGAGCGUAGGUACAGGGUCCUUGAGAAAGCAGGUAAGGAAUUACAGAAGGAGGCAAAGGGAUAUCUUGAUUCUCUAAGAGCAGUUACCGCGUCUCAGGUCACUAUUGCAGAAGUUAUCUCGGAUUUGUACGAUGAUUCCAAGGCAACCAGCGCGUCAGCACACAAUAUAGGGAACUACUAUCUACAAUGUGUUAGAGAUUUUGAUACGGAAACGGUGAAACAGUUGGAUGGGCCCUUUAGAGAAACUGUGCUUGAACCAAUCACGAAAUUCGCCACUUAUUUCGAUGAAAUUGAAACAGCUAUCAAGAAAAGAGAACAUAAAAAACAGGAUUACGAUGCAGCAAAGGCUAAGGUGCGUAGACUUAUCGAUAAGCCGGCUAAAGACGCUACCAAGUUACCUCGUGCCGAAAAAGAGUUGGCCUUCGCUAAGGAUAUUUACGAUAAUUUGAAUGACCAAUUGAAAUUAGAACUUCCACAACUAGUCUCCCUCAGAGUGCCCUAUUACGAUCCAAGUUUCGAAGCAUUAGUGAAGAUUCAGUUGAGAUUCUGUACUGAGGGGUACACUAGACUAGCGCAAAUUCAACAGUAUUUGGACCAGCAGUCACGUGAUGAUUACGCAAACGGUCUUCUCGAUCAAAGAAUCGACGAUUUAUUGCAACAAAUGUCAAAUCUAAACAUUUGCGCUCUAGGUUUCAACAAAUAA